GUGGAGAUAUCAGUGUCGAGUUAGAGCUGCCUGUCUAUUCUUAGGUGACUCUCCAGCUGGGCUGUGCAGGCAAGGCAGACCGGGUGGUUUCCCUGCUGGGGUGGAGAGGGCGAGGCUAAGGGCGGUCAGUGCACCAAUCCCGGGAUGGCUUACAGCGUGACCCUCACAGGCCCAGGACCCUGGGGCUUCCGUCUCCAGGGGGGCAAGGACUUCAACAUGCCACUCACCAUCUCUCGGAUCACCCCCGGCAGCAAGGCAGCCCAGUCUCAGCUCACCCAAGGGGACCUUGUGGUAGCCAUCGACGGCGUUAACACGGACACCAUGACCCACCUGGAAGCCCAGAACAAAAUCAAGUCGGCCAGCUACAAUCUGAGCCUCACGCUGCAGAAGUCAAAGCGCCCCAUUCCCAUCUCUACCUCAGCUCCUCGGAUUGAGUCUCCAAUGCCUGUGAUUCCCCAUCAGAAGGUUAUAACCAACUCACCUGCCAAUGCGGAGUACCAGGAACGCUUCAAUCCCAGUGCCCUGAAGGACUCUGCCCUGUCCACCCACAAGCCCAUCGAGGUGAAGGGGCUUGGGGGCAAGGCCACCAUCAUCCAUGCCCAGUACAACACACCCAUCAGCAUGUACUCACAGGAUGCCAUCAUGGAUGCCAUUGCUGGCCAGGCCCAAGCUCAGGGCAGCGAUUUCAGCGGUAACAUCCCCGUUAAAGACCUUGCAGUAGACAGUGCUUCCCCUGUGUAUCAGGCUGUGAUUAAAAACCAGAACAAGCCUGAAGAUGAAGUGGAUGAGUGGGCCCGCCGGUCCUCCAACCUGCAGUCCCGCUCCUUCCGAAUCCUGGCGCAGAUGACUGGGACAGAAUACAUGCAAGACCCUGAUGAAGAGGCCCUGAGAAGAUCAAGUGGCAAGGACAGUUCGAAGGAGUCAGCAGGAAGAAGGAUCCUUGGUUCUUCUUAUUCCCCGGCGGCUUCGGCAUCCCAUGCUCCCACCUAUAAUGAAGCUCCUGCCACGGCUCCUAAGCCCCGGGUGGUCACCACGGCUAGCAUCAGACCUUCAGUCUACCAGUCAGUACCUACAAGCAGCUAUAGCCCAGCUCCAGGAGCAACCUACAGCCCAGCCCCUGCCUAUACCCCAUCCCCAGCCCCUGCCUACACCCCAUCCCCAGCCCCUGCCUAUACCCCAUCCCCAGCCCCUGCCUACACCCCAUCCCCAGCCCCUGCCUACACCCCAUCCCCAGCUCCUUCCUAUAACCCUUCCCCAUACAGUCCAGCUCCAUCAGCAACCUACAGCUCUGGCCCAGGGGAGCCAGCCAGCCGCCCCCCGUGGGUGACCGAUGACAACUUCUCUCAAAAGUUCGCCCCUGGGAAGACCACCACCUCGAUCAGCAAGCAGGUCCUCCCCCGGGGUGCCCCAGGACCAUCGCCAGGCUAUACUCCUGCUGGCACCCAGGUACCCACAUUAGCCCGAGGCACCAUCCAGAGGGCUGAGCGCUUUCCAGCCAGCAACCGGACUCCUCACUGUGGACACUGUAACAGCAUCAUCCGGGGCCCCUUCCUGGUGGCUAUGGGUCGCUCCUGGCACCCAGAAGAGUUCAACUGUGCCUACUGCAAGACCUCUCUGGCUGAUGUGUGCUUUGUGGAGGAGCAGAAUAACGUGUACUGUGAGCGCUGCUAUGAGCAGUUCUUUGCCCCACUGUGUGCCAAGUGCAACACCAAGAUCAUGGGGGAAGUGAUGCAUGCUCUGAGGCAGACUUGGCAUACCACUUGCUUUGUCUGUGCAGCCUGUAGAAAGCCUUUUGGUAAUAGCCUUUUCCACAUGGAGGAUGGAGAACCCUACUGUGAGAAAGAUUACAUCAAUUUGUUUAGCACCAAGUGUCGCUGCGACUUCCCUGUGGAAGCUGGAGACAAGUUCAUCGAGGCCCUGGGACAUACUUGGCAUGACACUUGCUUCAUCUGUGCUGUCUGCCAUGUGAAUUUGGAGGGUCAGCCUUUCUACUCCAAGAAAGAUAAACCACUGUGCAAGAAACACGCUCAUGCUAUCAAUGUUUAAAAGAAGCUAGCAGCCCCUGGCGUCAGAGGAAAACUCGAUAGCCAACCCUGUUAACUACAAAAAAGGAUAAAUCACGAUGGAAAACUUUUCUUUCUGAGGGGGAGGGAGAGGAGCUAGGAAGCCCCUGAGAUCUUUUGAAGUACAAUUUUAGUCCUUUUUAUGUACACAGAACAUGCAUUUGCCUCGCUCUGACCAGAAGCCAACCCAAGUCUCUCCCAAGAGGAGCUGGUAAUUAAUCCAAGACUGGAAUGGUACUUCAAAAGCUGAGGACACAAUUCUGAGCACUCCAGAGUAUGAAACUAAAAGCAACUUUUCCUAAGAAAUACAAAUAUACUCUUCGAUAAGCUCAGCAAAGUAGCCAUCAGAGCUCUGGCCAUUUCUUGGCUGGCAUUUAUCAAGAGCCCGGCAUCCUUUCGAAGAGCCCUUUAGUCUGUAGCUACAGCUGGCAGAAAGAAAAACAAAAAGUCGGAUGCCAAAAAAAGUUCUAGUUGUAGCAUAUUUUUAGGCCCAUAGCUGUUAGUUUGUAAAGUAAGACAGAUCCAGGCGUUCCUCACCAAAAAAGGAAGCGUUAUUCCAUUAUUAAUACAAUGGUGCUAACUCCCAAAGCAUCAAACUAGAGACCUUUAAAUAAACCAAUUGGAAGCAUUCUCCAUACUGGGAAGGGUGACGAAGAGGAAAAGAAAAAAAAUGAGUGCCAAAGUCAAAAGAAAGAGAAGAUAUUCUAGGAGGGCCUGGGACGUUGAGAAGGGCCAUCCCUCCCCUCAGCACAAGGUUAAGAAAAGUUCAUUUCUUCAGUUCAUCUCUUUUGGUUUUAGACACCCAAUGGCCAUAAAGCACCCAUCUCAUAUUCAAUUUGGGAUGGAAAAAUGGCAUGGGUUUCCCCCAGUUUUGUUCAUUGGUGGAAGAGGGAAAGGGAGGGAGAUGACUUUGGGCAGUAUUUCAGUGUUGUAUCUGUUUUAAGAACUUUCUUGGAAUGGGUCUCCAUCCCCCUGGUACUUCAAACGACCACUGAUUGAAGUCUUUAUCAGAUCCCUUUGUCAGGGUGAGAAAAGCAACCUUAAUUCAUCAGUGCUGGGAAGGAGCAAAGAUGGAAUGUUAAAAUAAAUUGGAUGGCAGAAGGGACUGCCCACCCCAUAAGGAGAGGGGAGCCUUAAGUUCUGCCAAAUUUCUUGAAGACGGAGGGCAUGGAUCACAGACUGGUGGUGUUUCCCAGUUAUAUCUGAUACCACUGUGAUUAGUUCCCCUACGUGGGAUACAUUCUUUAGCCUAUGGUGUUGUUGGCUGAUAAGAAGAAAGGAUAGGACAAUAUUGACUGAAUUGCCCAUCCAUCUUGCUGGCUAACAUUUUUACAAUGUCUUCUGCUUUGGAUUGUGCUAGAAAAAAUCGAAACUUAACCUCGCUAGUCAAUAUAGAAAGUAUUUAUUGAAGCAGCCUUUGAGAUUGCUCAAAUUUCUUAAAUAACGUCAGUAAAGAGCUAAUAUGCCAAAUGGUCAUUUUUAAGCUAUAGUAGAAGAAAAAAAAGGGUGUGAUUUCUGAGUAUGCCAUUUUUGCUUUUCAUUCUUUUUAGCGAGCAAUACUACUUUACUCAUUGAAAAUGUAUAUUUCCAGUUGGAAUGGCUAUUUUUCUCCUUUAAUCAUGAUCAUGAGGAGUUUUCUGCAUCCUACUGCUAACUCCUGCAUUCUUCCUUUUGGGGAUUUUUUCCUUCCCUUUUUAUUCCUUGAUAUAUUAUAAUGAUGUAAAAGUUCCAGUCCUCCCCUGGAAACCGAUACUUGUACGGGAGAGUGUCUUAAGUCUGUUAAGUUGAGAAUGAUAAAUGGUCAUGGAUUUUAAACUUGAUUUCUGAGGACUUCCAUGAAGCCAUCUACGCUCCUUCCUAGCUUAAGCACCAAGACUAGAAAUCUAAGUUGGAGUAUCUUUUUUGUACAUUGACAUUGAUGUUACUUUUCAGAUUGGAGAAAAAUAUUGCCUGGUAAUUUUUUCAAGGGGUAGAUACUGUACAAUCAUCUUCUUUAAAAUAAUCUAAUAGGCAAGGACAAAGAAAUUCCUAAAACAUCCAGCCUGCACUGUUGAAUUGCUGAUAUAUCCAUUAGGGUACCACAGCAGGCAAAAUUGAGGAUUUAGGGCUGAGAAGGACAUUUGAGAUAAUCUAGUCCAACCCCUAAUUUUUUUUUUUAAACCCUAACUUUCCGUCUUCGAGUCAAUACUGCGUAUUGGCUCCAAGGCAGAAGAGUGGUAAGGGCUAGGCAAUGGGGGUCAAGUGACUUGCCCAGGGUCAUACAGCUGGGAAGUGGCUGAAACCAGAUUUGAACCUAGGACCUCCCGUCUCUAGGCCUGGCUCUCAAUCCACUGUGCUACCCAGCUGCCCCUCCAACCCCUAAUUUUACAGAAAAGGAUAUUGAUAAAUGACAAGCCCAGACUGAUAAAGAGAUGUGUCCCUAAGAUUCUCACCUAAGUGGCGGAGCCAGGACUUGAACUCAGAUCUUCUGAGACAUAGGGUCAUAGAUUCCAAGUUGAAAGGGACCGUGGGGGUCACUGAUUCCAAUCUCUUCAUCUUUCCGAUGAGGAUUAUGCCAGAUCACACAGGUAAUAAGUACCCAAACCAGAAUGUGAACCCAAAUUUUCAGACUCCAAAUCCAGCACUCUUUCUAAGUAUUAUGCUCCUUCUUUUCACUCCAAAUCCAGUGUUCUUUCCACUGUAUCAUACUUAGUCUUCUUUGGCCCUUUCACAAAUUUCUUAGUGCCUGGUUUCAAGGGGAGAAAAUGAUGGGGAACCCACGUUCAUAGGGCUAAAUAAUAUCAGAGCCCACUGGAAGGGUUUCUUUUUGGUUCCUUUUUGUAGAAAAUGAUGAGGAAAGUGAAAAGCCUGAAGAGGGAAAUUGGGGGAAUUCGCUUUGCUAUUAUUUUUUGAAGAAACUAGGCUUGGACUGUUUAGAUCACACACACAUACAUACACACACACACACAAUUCUAAAGUUGACAGAAAAAGGAAGUCUCUUAAAGUUUGGUCCUUCGGGGUCAUUAAGUUAGGUACAAUGUUUUGCUUAAAGUUAUCUCUUACUUAUGGUUAAUUGCAUGAAUGCCUAAAGCACGGAACCACACUUCUGAGUCAACACAAGGCAGUAUACUUUGGAUUUGAAAUAUUUGUCUCCUUAGAAUAGACAUCUGUUUAACGUUUCUAAACAUUAACUUUUGCAACAGAGUGAUUUGUGUCUGCAGUGAUGUGCUAGGAAUCUAGCUUUUAUAAUUUUUUUUCAUCCCAAAUGCCUUUGCUUUUGAAUUUUUUAAGAAAAAAGUUUCUAUUUAUUAGCUCAGAAGUGCAAUGUCGUGCUGUUUUAUUAGAAGUGUGAGCCAAUAUAUUUUGCAUGGAGUUUCUACACCAACCAAUGUGAAUUAAACAUUGUCACAAAAUAAAACGAUGAAAAAGGA
Molecule: messenger RNA, 5473 nt
Organism: Monodelphis domestica (gray short-tailed opossum)
Lineage: Eukaryota; Metazoa; Chordata; Mammalia; Didelphimorphia; Didelphidae
Source: RefSeq, a predicted model, not a curated record